AUGAGUAGUAUUGUCAAGAAGGGCACGCAUUUUGCGCCCAAGAUAAAGAAAAAGGUUAUUCGAAGGAAAAACCUGUCAGUUUCUGGUGGUAUAACUCCUCCAGCUACCCAAGUGCACAAACCUUCUCAAGAUGGAUUUACAAUUCCAGGCAUGGAAAAGACCAUGAGUGCCAUAGAAGCUGAGGAUCAAGAUGUGGUACCACAAGAAUCCCUCAAGACGUUGUUACCUCCCCAAACGGCCACUCCUGAAAGCACACAACCUGUUGUCAAUAAUGAAAAUAACAAUAAACCUUCGUUCAAGUUCUCUUUGACUAAUGAAUCUCCCAAGAAGCCAGAACUAGUAGCGGAAGAAGACAUUGAUCCUAUGGAUACAUCUAAGAGAUUAGAUGAAGACAAGCCUUCUGAGUCAUAUCAAAAUGCUGAAGAGUUCAGCGAUAAUUCUGAUGAUGAAGUUUUCAAGUUGCCAGAAGAGAACCAAAUGAGUAGGCGUCAGUCGUCUGUGCGUAGAUUAUCUGGAAUAACAUCAACUACGAUAAGGAGUAGAUCAGGUUCGGUCUCGUUGAAACCGCCUUCUGUUUCUGAAGCAGAUUCUCAGUAUGUUCCCGCAAGAAUCAACAUUCCUGUGGCUAAGUCUACUAAGAGAAGGAGAUCACUGGCUCCAAUCAGACCUUCAGAGAAAAGAGCCAAGAUCAGAGCCAAUAUUGCUGCCAACCCUGCGACAGCUGCCGACCAAAUUGAAGCUGAUGAAGCUGAUGAACGUGCCCGUGCAGAAGCUCGUGAGGCUCCUACUUCGAAUGUAAACUCGGAAUAUGUGGUUGCUGUUGAUCCAGAGAGUAAACGGUUGAGAAAGUACCGAUUGAAGUCUAAGGACGAAGUCGAGCAAAAGAUCGAAGAAUUGCCUAAAAUCAGUGAUCAGACUCAACAUGCAGAGUUAGUACCUAUUGCUCCUCCAAUUUUAGAAACGACAAUCGAAAAUAUCAGACAGUUGCCUAAUACUGUAAAGAAUGAAGAUGUUGGUUUGUAUGCCGGUAUCGAGAUUGAGGUAGAUACCAUGACCAUGAGAGACUUGUGUAAACCCAGCUUGCCCAUUGGAAAGACCAGUUCUAACUUUACAAGUGUGCAGUUAGCUGAGGUUGCACUCAAGAAAAAGCGUGAUGACAGAAGGAGAUAUAGAGACUUGGCCCGUAUAGAAAGAAAACCUGUGGAGGAGAUAGAGGCACGUGAAGAGGAAAGAGGGAAGAAUUUGAAUGAAUCAGACAAAAAUUCAAAUGCAAAGGUAGCGAAGAGCAUAUUGGAUGGAGACGAUGAGCCUUCGCAGCCCAGUGGUGGUUUACAGUUGAAUCUUGAUGCCGAAGGUAGGAUUAGUUUGGACACAGAUUCUACUGUUGUUUCUAGACAUCUAAAGGCAGACAAUUCUGGUUUGAAAGUAGAGAUAGCCAAUGAGUUCGAGAGCCCUAUCAUUUCCUCUACGUAUUCAAAGAGAAGACACACUGAUCGUUGGACAAACGACGAGAUGAUACAAUUCUACCAGGCAUUAAGUACAUUUGGUACAGAUUUCUCGUUGAUUGCCCAGUUAUUUCCUUAUAGAUCCAGAAAGCAAAUCAAGAUGAAGUUCAAUUUGGAAGAAAAGAAGUUCCCUGAAGUUGUGGAAAUGGCACUCAAGAGAAAACUCCCAGCCAAUUUCGAAGCUUAUUGCUCUUCUGCCGACAAGAAAAUUGAAACUUUGGAACACUACAACAUACAAUUGCAACAGGUACGAAUCGAACAUGAGGAAAGUAUGGCGCAGAUUGCCCAAGAAAAGGAAAGAGCAAUACGAGAAGAUGCUGAAGAGAGCAGAAGAAGAGAAAUUGAAAUCAGAACCGGUUCCAAGCCCAUGACCAGAGCUGAGAGAAUCAAAGAAUUACGUAAGAAUGAAAUGGUGGUUGGGUCUGUUGACGAUGUCAAGAAACACCAAGACGCAGAAACAGUAUGA
Scheffersomyces stipitis CBS 6054 is the source of this 1971-nucleotide messenger RNA. RefSeq names its product transcription factor TFIIIB subunit. Gene Ontology annotation, biological process: RNA polymerase III preinitiation complex assembly; transcription by RNA polymerase III. Gene Ontology annotation, molecular function: TFIIIC-class transcription factor complex binding; RNA polymerase III general transcription initiation factor activity. Gene Ontology annotation, cellular component: transcription factor TFIIIB complex. Bases 1 to 1971 code for a protein of 656 amino acids. The record is from RefSeq and is a predicted model, not a curated record. NCBI's taxonomy places the organism in Eukaryota, Fungi, Ascomycota, Pichiomycetes, Serinales, Debaryomycetaceae. The transcript has 3 exons.